AUGUUAAUUAGGUGGUACCACGGACCAAUCACGAGACAGGAAGCAGAGUCCAGGCUGAGAAAUGAAAGGGAAGGCAGCUACCUAAUUAGGAACAGUGAGAGCAAUAGACUGGACUAUAGCCUGUCAAUCAAGAGCUCCAAUGGGUGUGUCCACCUAAAAAUAGUAACCAAUCAUGAAGGCCGAUUCAUUCUCGGCCAAUGCAGUCAGCCAUUUGCAAGUGUUCCCAAGAUGAUACAGUACUACACGUUGAACAAACUUCCAAUCAAAGGAGCCGAACAUAUGUCCUUGACAUUUCCUGUUGGAUAUUGA
Messenger RNA from Helobdella robusta, 309 nucleotides. RefSeq lists its product as hypothetical. Gene Ontology annotation, molecular function: phosphotyrosine residue binding. NCBI's taxonomy places the organism in Eukaryota, Metazoa, Annelida, Clitellata, Rhynchobdellida, Glossiphoniidae. The transcript is spliced from 2 exons. Bases 1 to 309 code for a protein of 102 amino acids. The record is from RefSeq and is a predicted model, not a curated record.